AUGGGAAUCUACAGAAGAGGGGGAUGUUACAGAAUACUAACUGCGUUCACUGCGGUCAGACUGAGACUACUGAACACCUAUUACUACAUUGCCCCUACGCGGCCCAGUGAAGCUGCUCAGACAUCAAGGACAUGGACCUGCUUGCCGCCGAGUGGUAUAAACAGCGACAUCUUCUCUUGGGUGUGUUGGAAUCUAUGGACCACUCGGAACAAACUUCUGUUUGAGUCAAGACCAACCUCUGCACAAGCCACGACCACUAAAUCCCUUGUGAAUGCUCGUGAAUGGCUACAGGCUCAGGACCCCACCAAAUCUCCACAGAAGAAUACUCAGAUCCAAGCAAGACCGCCAUCGAUCCCUGUCGGGACAGUAACUUGUUACACCGACGCCGCUUGGAAAAAGGAAUCUCUCACCGCCGGUCUGGCCUGGAUCUUCGACUCAGCUUCAUCACUCACCCGAUCAGAUGGUUGUCAAUACCAAACUUGGGUCUCAUCAGCGCUUAUGGCUGAAGGGUUGGCUAUUCGGGCAACACCUCGGCAUCACCAAAAUCUGGAUCCGUUCAGACUCUCUUUCGCUCAUCAGAGCCAUAAACUCGGUUAA
This is a messenger RNA of Brassica oleracea var. oleracea, 597 nucleotides long. RefSeq lists its product as uncharacterized. NCBI's taxonomy places the organism in Eukaryota, Viridiplantae, Streptophyta, Magnoliopsida, Brassicales, Brassicaceae. The record is from RefSeq and is a predicted model, not a curated record. The transcript has 2 exons. Bases 1 to 597 code for a protein of 198 amino acids.